This is a messenger RNA of Syzygium oleosum, 1172 nucleotides long. RefSeq lists its product as uncharacterized. The transcript is spliced from 9 exons. Bases 58 to 849 code for a protein of 263 amino acids. NCBI's taxonomy places the organism in Eukaryota, Viridiplantae, Streptophyta, Magnoliopsida, Myrtales, Myrtaceae. The record is from RefSeq and is a predicted model, not a curated record.
GAGAGAGAGAGAGAGAGAGAGAGAGAGAGAGAGAGAGAGAGAGAGAGGGGAGCGGCGAUGGCAGGUAGCGAUGCGCAGAAGCAGCUCCUGACUCUGAUACGCGACGUCGCCUCCGAGAAAUCACAAGGAGAGCGAAGAGUAGCUGGUCUCAGGAAGCAAAUCGAGGAGCUGCGGUCGGCACUGGAUGCGGUCAACGCGGAACUCGAAGAUGCGAAACUCUGUAGGGAGACUGCCGAGCAAGAGCUGAAAGGCUACGAAGUGGAAUUGGCUGUAAACGAAUCUGCUAUUCAGACUCUCGAGGCUAGGAUUUCCACCAUUCAGGAGGGGAUAUCUGCUGUUCGGUCGGAUCUACAGGAUCUGAAGAGAAAAGACAGGGAAUCUAGAGACGAGUUUAUCGACAAGAUGUAUGAGAUGAAUGCCGAAAUAAGGAAUUUCCAAAAGACGGCAUUCAGAGAUGUUGGUAAAGAGGAUAUCAUCGGAAAUUCAUCCGAAGAUAGCUGCCUAUCUGUGAAGGAGGAUGUUCGUGGGAUAGCUGACAGAACUCUUGAGGAUAAACUGGCUCAUGUGAUAACUGAACUGACUAAGGAAGAAGAGAUGUUUCAAGUAGAGCAGAAUAUGCAAAAGCAGGUCCAGCAAGAAUCGCUUGAUUUGGAAAUGAAAGUGCCGUUAAUGGAGGCAAUUGCGAAGGCAACAAGAGAUUUGCAGGACCUGACUAGGCAGAGUUCCCAGUUAGAACAGAAGUAUUCUGGCCUAGCUGAGGAGCUCCAAAGGAGGAGUGUCUGUCCUUCUUGUCGUCAAAACAACAUUGAGGCUCUUGAAGGCAGUCUUCUGAUUAAUGAAGUGGACUGAUGCUUGUAAGCUUUUCUUUUUAUUUGAAUUACCGAGAUUGAGUUUAUUACUUUUAUUUGAUUAGACAUCCAUCAUAAAUGGACUAUGCUUUUGCUGCAUUCCCAUAAGGAUGAGGCUUCAGCAUUCAAGCUCAAGGUCUUCAUCUGGCACAGAGUUUUCAUGGAUCCUUCUUGCGGCCAAGAUAGAGGUAUAUCGUCUACUGACUAUGUAGCUAAUUUUGUUCUGCCUGCAUGACUAUCAAAAUUUCUUAUUUCCUACUGAUUUCCAUUGAUUGUAAUAACAUUCAUGCUUGAGGGGUAAAAGAUCCAAUCGCAAUUCUUUCA